ACGCGGGUAAUUGAACACAAAAACUGCAUAUUAAAUGGGUGCGUCAUGUUUACAGAAGUCGUGAUAUUUACAUCGAUUGACCGUAAUUUCAUAUCCAUGAAAGAUUAUAUAAAGGAUACUUUAGAAGCGUUGAUAUUCAUAUACGGUUAGCAUACGUUCCUUUUUAUUUUGACGGGACAGUCGUAUCGGAAAGAAAGGAAAUUAUUAUAAGGUCGGUUUCCAAAGGGAUCAUCCUCACCCACUGAAAAUUCAGAAGUGUCACAGAAACAUCGGAUUAUUAAGAAAUAAAAGCUUAUUAUGCAGUUAUAUCCUUCAGAGACAAAGGAGCAUCGUUAUUAAAACAAAGCUGUGAAGAUAUCAAAAUAUUGUUAUACGAAGUGUUCUUAUCCCUUUGCUUGUCGCCUGCGUUCUCAAGAUGGAAAGUGUCUUUCGAAAGUUAUGCAGGCUUAUUCAUGGCGACGGACCUAAAGUUUACAAAUGCAUUUCAACAAAACAAACCAGGAAUAGCGACAGCAAUUUUUAUGAAGCUCAACCAAAAAACACUCGUCAUGUGUACCUGGACGAUAGAUGUACAGCACAAACUAUUAUCAAGACUCCAGCAGAGAGGACAGCUGUAAAAAACCCUAUAGAAAAUAUUACGUCAACCCAAACUCAUCAAAAGAAAAAAAUAUAUAUACUUGAAAACCGCAACCGUACAAAAAACAAAGAGAAAUUGGAGAAGAGGAAAUAUAAUGAAAAUGACGGUUACAAGAAAAAACAUAAAAACGGAUUGCUUCCCUUGCUUUUUAAGGUAAACACAAUAUUCUGAUUUAUUUUAAGCUUUUCAGCGGAUUACUGAUUUAUCCGUGAACAAUAUAUUUGAUAAUUUCACAGUGAAAAUUAUCAAAAUAUCAUUUCACACUUUUCAAUGACCAAACUACUUUUUCCCCAUGUGGAACCUCAAUUUUAUUUUUGCUGACAAUUUUGACAGUGUCCGGCUGUUUAGAGAAAAGCAAAGCUGAAAUUGAUAAAUAGCUUAAAUGUCAAAAGUAAUAAAAAGAAGAAAACUUACUUCUAUUCAUCCAAAUUUCCAAUCACCAAAUAUCGUCUCUUAAUUUUUUUGUUUCAUCUUUA
Molecule: messenger RNA, 1113 nt
Organism: Ruditapes philippinarum (Manila clam)
Lineage: Eukaryota; Metazoa; Mollusca; Bivalvia; Venerida; Veneridae
Exons: 5
Coding region: 416-808 (130 amino acids)
Source: RefSeq, a predicted model, not a curated record